CUCCAUUGAUUGGCCGUGGCACAAACUCUCCGCCUCUUGUCGCCGUUGUCUCCUGCGGUGUGUGUGCGGCGGCGGUGAAAUUCAGCUAAAAACGGACUAAAAAUGGCGCUUACUUCUCAAGGAACAAAGAAAAAAGUUUGCUACUACUAUGAUGGUGAUGUUGGAAACUAUUAUUAUGGACAGGGGCAUCCCAUGAAGCCCCACCGAAUCCGCAUGACACACAACCUGUUACUGAACUAUGGCCUCUACAGAAAGAUGGAAAUAUACCGUCCACACAAAGCGAGUGGGGAGGAGAUGACCAAGUAUCACAGUGACGAUUACAUCAAGUUCCUGCGUUCAAUCCGGCCCGAUAACAUGUCAGAAUACAGCAAACAAAUGCAGAGAUUUAAUGUGGGGGAGGACUGUCCAGUGUUUGAUGGAUUAUUUGAGUUUUGCCAGCUGUCAGGCGGGGGCUCCGUUGCCGGUGCUGUGAAGUUGAACAAACAGCAGACAGACAUUGCUAUCAACUGGGCUGGAGGCCUUCAUCACGCCAAGAAGUCAGAGGCCUCUGGGUUUUGUUAUGUCAAUGACAUCGUGUUGGCUAUCCUGGAGUUACUGAAAUACCACCAGAGAGUUCUGUACAUAGAUAUUGACAUCCAUCAUGGAGAUGGUGUGGAAGAGGCUUUCUACACCACAGACCGUGUCAUGACCGUGUCCUUCCACAAGUAUGGAGAGUACUUCCCUGGCACCGGUGACCUCAGGGACAUCGGAGCUGGAAAGGGCAAAUAUUACGCUGUGAAUUACCCGCUGAGGGAUGGGAUUGACGAUGAGUCCUAUGAAGCCAUAUUUAAGCCUAUCAUGGCUAAAGUGAUGGAGAUGUACCAACCCAGCGCGGUGGUUCUCCAGUGUGGAGCCGAUUCGCUGUCUGGAGACAGGCUUGGUUGCUUUAACCUCACCAUCAAAGGUCAUGCUAAGUGUGUGGAGUAUAUGAAGAGCUUCAACCUGCCACUGCUUAUGCUGGGUGGAGGAGGCUAUACUAUCCGUAAUGUGGCACGCUGCUGGACGUAUGAGACUGCCGUGGCCCUAGAUACCUCCAUCCCAAAUGAGCUUCCAUACAACGACUACUUUGAGUACUUUGGGCCAGACUUCAAGCUGCACAUCAGCCCCUCCAACAUGACCAAUCAGAACACCAACGACUACCUGGAGAAGAUCAAGCAGCGCCUGUUUGAGAACUUGCGGAUGCUCCCUCAUGCCCCUGGUGUCCAGAUGCAGGCCAUUCCAGAAGAUGCAGUGCAGGAGGACAGCGGGGAUGAGGAGGAGGAGGAUCCCAACAAGCGCGUAUCCAUUCGUUCUCGUGACAAGAGGAUAGCCUGUGAGGAGGAGUUCUCUGAUUCGGAGGAUGAAGGUGAAGGAGGCCGCAGAAAUGCUGCCAGCUUCAAGAAGGCCAAGCGAACUAAAUCCGAAGGAGAGAAAGAGGGAGAAGAAAAGGAGAAGAAAGGUGAGGGAGAAACAAAAGAAGUCAAAGAAGAGGAGAAGGUGCCAGAGGAGGAGAAAAUGGACACAUCAAAGCCAAAAGAGGAAUCCAAGACACCUUGAGGUCCUCAGCACCCAGUGACGCCAAUACAACAGAUCAGAACGGAGAUUUUGUUUGGAUAAGACUGCUGCAGUGGAAGCAAAUAAAGGACUUUGACUUUACAAUGAGACCUCUCUCCAUGAGAAUGGAGACGGGUUCUGUGUUUUUCUAGAAAACCUUUUCAACUUUGCUGUUAAUGGACUGAAGUGUUGUUUUUGUAUACGGUUUCGUUUUUUUAUGCUCUUAUACUUGCUUUCCCCCCCUCUUGUGACCAACAUUGUAAAAAUGGCUUCGCAAAUGUCUGCUUUUAUAUAUCUGAUGGAUUUAAUUUAUUUAAAUCAUGAUAUUUUGGCUACUUUAUUUUAGGUAUUUCAGUCCCACUUUUGUCCUGUGCCUUUGAAUAUGUAGUUGAACAGCAUGCUGGUACCCUAGAUCCUUUUCUGUAAUGUUGUGUCACUGGUCUUGCCUGCCAAAGUCAGUGAGACGCUUGAACAUUCACAAUUAGCUUUUAUGUGGCACAUCGUAAGCAUAUUUUUAUAUUUUAGGUUCUAGUUUCUGUCCUUUACAGCCACGAUGACAUCUGUCUGAUUUCUGGGGCUCCCGGGUUGCGAUAUUGAUAACGUUUUGUCAGAUUGAAUCAGACUUAGUGUAAGGCUUAGAUCUCACAGGAACUUGAGAGGCAAGACAUGUCAGAGAUCAUCUGUUGUGUGUGUAUAUAUAAAUUUGUAUUCUGAAAAACAUCAGUAAAAGUGUUCAACACAAAA
Haplochromis burtoni (Burton's mouthbrooder) is the source of this 2316-nucleotide messenger RNA. Its product is annotated as probable histone deacetylase 1-B. Lineage: Eukaryota; Metazoa; Chordata; Actinopteri; Cichliformes; Cichlidae. The record is from RefSeq and is a predicted model, not a curated record. The transcript has 14 exons. The coding region runs from base 103 to 1575 and encodes 490 amino acids. Gene Ontology annotation, molecular function: histone deacetylase activity.